Molecule: messenger RNA, 492 nt
Organism: Paraglomus occultum
Lineage: Eukaryota; Fungi; Glomeromycota; Glomeromycetes; Paraglomerales; Paraglomeraceae
Source: the annotation of a GenBank genome assembly
AUGACAUUACGAAUGGUAUUUCAGUUUGAACUGCCUCUGUCAAUGAGAGAAAUUGUAAUGAGAGCAAGAGAGCACACAGGAAAUGAACAGGAGGAAUUUGAGAUAGGAGUUAAUAGUCUUAUUGAAGAACAAACAGUUAAAUUCAAUGAAAUAAUUGAGUCUUUAAGAAACACUUAUGGCAAUAAUUACACACACCAAUUACAAUACCUUGCACAUUCACUGGAUAAUAUUGAUGUAGAGACAUUGACAAACAAUGAUCUGAUUAUAAAUAAUGUAGUAGUAGUGGACCUUGGUGUGCUGAAGAUUCCAGGUGAAUUUUGUAGCAUUCUUGUUGCAAGUCUGUUUGCAGAGACAGGGAUGUAUUCUCUAGAGAGACAGAUGCAGGACUUAGGUAGGCAAAUAACCUGGAAGACAGUUUAUAAAAGGAAACAACAAUUCGCCUGUGUUAGUAAAGUUCUGGAAUUAUGUGGCACAGAUCUACCACCAAGCUUG